UGUACUAGUCCCAUAUUUGCCGAGAAAGAAAUGGACCGGGGUUAAUGUGUGCCGAGACUGAUGAGACGCUAGCUAGUAGGCAGGGAGGGCACAAGCAGCAACUGCAACUGCCACUGCAGCUGCAUUUGUACUUGGUGAUGAGAGAGGGGGAGCUUUAAGCUUGGUAGUCCCCCUCUGCUCUUACUUGCAUGGUCCCCCUCUCCCUCCUCUCCGCUUGCUCCGGCCCUUGCAACGCCCAUCCCCUUAAAACCGCACCAACUCGUAGCCAAUUUCUUCAGCGCACAGACCAAACACAGCUGCGAGAUUGUAGCAGCAGCUACCUGGUUAGCCGUCGCCACCGCUCGUCCACGCGCAGUCCAGAAUUGCGCUGAGUUGGGAGCGACUUCUUCGUUAGUUCGAGAGUUAUUAGUUUGGUUUUGUUAGAGCAUGGCGAAGCCGCAGGACGUGCGCAGCGUCGACUCGUUCUCGCAGCUGCCGUUCAUCCGGCCGGCGCCGCCGCCUCCGCCGCCGCAGCAGCAGCAGCCGCGGGACACAAUCCGGCUGUUCGGCUGCGAGUUCUCCAACGACCUGCAGCUGCGACCCUCGGAGGGCGCCGGGGCAGGCUCCUCCGACGCGGCCAACGGAAGCACGGUCACGUCCGAGGGCAGCAACGGCGGCAGCACCAAGAACGGCGCCGGCGCCGCCACGGCGGCGGAGCGCAAGUUCGAGUGCCACUACUGCUGCCGCAACUUCCCGACGUCGCAGGCGCUGGGCGGGCACCAGAACGCGCACAAGCGGGAGCGCCAGCACGCCAAGCGGGCCCACCUCCAGGCCUCCCUCGCCAUGCACCGCUACAUGCCGGGACACAUGUACGGCCUCUUCAACUACCACCACAUCGGCGGCCGCUUCGACCACCCGCCGCCGCCGCCACCGCCGGCGCACUACCCGAUGUGGACGAGCGCCGCCCCGGGAGCCUUCGCCGGGCCAGGCUCCAUGGCGCAGCCCAUCAACGGUAGCCCGGUGCAGGGGCUAUGGGGCGUUCCGCCGCAGACGGAGAAUUUCGGCGCGGCCGCCGGCAGGCAGCUGGUCGCUGACGACAAGGCUACGGUGGCGGGGCCGGCGGCAGGGGAUGUGGCAUGCAAGGACGAGAAGGUGCCGAUGAGCUUGCUGUCCUCGUCGCCUUCGUUAUCGUCGUGCUCGUCGACGUCCCCGGAGAUGCUAGGUAGGUGUGAAUUGGGGCAGAAGGAGGGCGUCAGCUUGGACCUCCAUUUGUAAUUCACGUUUUAAUUAGGUUUUGUUCUUGUGGAUUAGCAGUUGCCAAGGGUAUGUUAAUUCUCAUAGCUUAAAUAAUCUACUUUUUUGCCAUCUCCGGAUCCAACUUUAGCUAGUUCUGUUUCUACUCUAUUUUCACCAGGCGAACAAAAGAAACUCCUCAAAUUGCAAAA
This is a messenger RNA of Oryza brachyantha (malo sina), 1424 nucleotides long. RefSeq names its product zinc finger protein 8-like. Gene Ontology annotation, molecular function: DNA-binding transcription factor activity. NCBI's taxonomy places the organism in Eukaryota, Viridiplantae, Streptophyta, Magnoliopsida, Poales, Poaceae. Gene Ontology annotation, biological process: response to gibberellin; trichome differentiation; trichome morphogenesis. The record is from RefSeq and is a predicted model, not a curated record. Bases 427 to 1254 code for a protein of 275 amino acids. The transcript has a single exon.